Molecule: messenger RNA, 354 nt
Organism: Enterobius vermicularis (human pinworm)
Lineage: Eukaryota; Metazoa; Nematoda; Chromadorea; Rhabditida; Oxyuridae
Source: the annotation of a GenBank genome assembly
UUGUUUAUCGAAGAAAAAGAACGUGCAGGAAAUCGUUUAGAUUGCUUGAAAAAUAGUCUGUUUCAGUGUCUCAUCGAUAUAUGGAUGAAUACAAAUGAGAAUGUGGAAAUCGGCCUCCCGAAAAGUGAUGUUAACAGCGAUGUUGAUAGUCCUACGUUGAAUGGUGGUGUGACUGGCUGGCGCGAGUCGAAAACGGAUAAUGGUAAAUUGAUAUUGUUUGUUCAAUCUUGAAAAAUGGCUGAAGUUGACAACGAAAACGUGGAGACUUUUGGAGAGGGUAUUAUCGAAGAGACGAUAUUAAACGGUGAAUUAGGUGUUGAUGAAGACGAGCCUGGAAGAGAUCGAUUUGGUUAG